CGCACCCCAGUUCUGUCGUCGAGAUUUUUUUUCUCAUUAACCUUACUUGACAUCAAAUUUGUUAGUGAAACUUGAUUAUUAGUUUUUUUGUUUCUCAUUUCAUGUCGACGACAAUCUUUUGUCACAAGUAAACAGUAAUUUGACGAUACCUAACAUUAAAAAAAAUUUACUGUCAAUCAAAAGUAUAUACCUACAGAAAAUAAGUAAUAACUAGAGAAUAUAAAAGAAUAAAAUCUCUAGUUGUGUUGAUAAGCAAAACUCUAACCUACAAUUUGUAAAAGAUUUUUACAUAAUUUAUUUAUUUAUAUAUUUUUAUUAAGUAUAUAGUUUUAAGUGAAAUGUUCCACGAAAAAUUAUUUAAACUCAUAGAACAAAUAGACUUGAAGAAAUUAAUUGAAUAAAAAUAUCAACCGAUCAUGGCAUUUUACAACUAUCAGACAAGUCAUUUAAUGUACCUCAUAGAUGCGGAAAAUUCGACGGGCUUAAAAAAGCUUCUUGAUGUAUAUCCACUGCACUCAAUGAAGCCUGGGAUGUGGUAUAAAUUAAUGCAGAAAGCAGUUAGUAUUGGCAAUCUGGAUGUCAUCCAAGUACUUAUCUGGGAUUUUCACAUUAAUAAUUUAAACAAACACCCAUGUGAAACACCGCUUCAUAAAGCUGUGUUAAACAAUGAUUCUAUAUUCAUUUCUGCACUGCUAAGUAAAGGUGGUGAUGCUAGUUCCAAAAAUGAACUCGGCGAUACGCCACUUCAUUUAGCAAUAGAAAAAAAGAAUUUCGAUAUUGUACGAAUAUUAUUAAAUGGUGGAGCCGAUUUAAAUGCGAAAAAUAAUUGUAAUGUUAUGCCACUAAGUCUUGCUGUUCAUGUUGGUAACUUUGAAAUUUUUGAAUAUCUUCUCAACCGGGGUCCAUAUAUUAAUACAUCUUGCACUAUUGCUGAUUUAAAAGAAUACACACCACUACACCUAGCUGUUGUAAAUGGCAGUAAUCAUGGAAAGAGGAUGAUAGAGCAUCUUUUAAAGAGAGGUGCCGAAAUCAACGCUCUAGAGAAAAGUGGAUUCACUGCUUUACAUCUAGCUAUUUUAAAAGAGAGACGUCCAAUCAUCGAUCUGCUUUUAGAUCAUACUAAUAUUAAGAUUGAAAAUAAUUAUAAAAUCUCUCCUCUUUGCAUCGCUGCUGCCCUUGGAGAUUUUAAAACUGUUAGUAGUUUAAUUAAUCAAGGAGCUCUUAUCAAUACCAGUUGUGACUAUGACAGCGAACUAAAGUCGUGUACGGUUUUACAUCUGGCAGCGAGAAAUGGAAAUAAAGCUACGCUAGAAAUCUUAUUAAAGGAAGGUGCAGAUGUUCAAGCGCGUAAUGAGGAUGGCGAGACACCGCUUCAUAUUGCUAUAACUAAAGGAAAUACCGAAGCUGUUGAACUUCUUGUUCAACAUGGCGCUGAUGUCCACUCGGUUAGUCCCAAGUGGGAAACAGGAUUUACCCCGUUACAUCAAGCCAUUGCAAAUAAUAAGAAAGAAAUUGUAAAUAUACUAAUAUCUGGAGGUGCUGAUAUUAAUAGUGAUACAUGGAUAUUGCCAAUUCAUUACGCUGCUUUGAAUGAUUGUGGUGAAAUAAUAAAAAUUCUGCUAGAUAAUGGAGUCUACGUAGAUACUUUAGAUCGGAAUGGCAAAACUCCUUUAAAUAUUGCCAUUCAUGCACAAAAAUUAAAAUCUAUAGAAUGGAUUUUAAAAUACUGCCCUAAUCUAAAAUGUCAAAGUAAUAAUGACAUACUUGAUAUCAUUGACUCUUACAAUAAAUUCGAAUAUAAAAAAGUGAUAGCAAUGCUUUUUAAAUAUGGAGUAACAAUUAAACAACAUCAUAUUCAAAAUAAGCAAAUAAUUUUUACAGCGGUUGAAUUAGGGUUUGUUAAAAUUGUCGAAAAACUGUUAAAAUUGGGAGUUUGUCCCAAUACCGUUUUAAAUAACGAUUUAAUGUAUAGCAUGCUACACAUAGCCUGCCUUCAUCGUCAGAAUGAAGUGGUUAAAUUAUUAAUAAAUAAAGGAGCUGAUGUAAAUUGCAGAGACCAUCAAGGCAAGACACCGCUCUUUUAUGCAGUACAUAACAGUGAUGGGAGGAUAAUAAAGAUACUGCUACGUAAUCACGCUGAUAUCAAUGUUAAAGCUCGAGAUGGGCGAACCCCUCUUUCUCUAUCUGUUGAAGAUGUUGAUAGCGAUAUUAUUACGUUACUUUUAGAUAAUGGUGCAGAUAUUCAUUGUAAUAUUUAUUAUGCAUUGAAUGUAGAGCACGAUGACGAUACGGACGAUGAUCAUUAUUUUGAAGAUUAUGAUGCUGUAGUGGAUUAUUACUAUGAGCAUCAACAUCAGAAUGAAGACCGUCGUCUAGUGGCAGAAAUUUUGCAGAAACAAAUAAUACUAUUGAAAACUGCAAAUUUUCCUGUGGAUCGUGAAUAUUCAAGUUUAGUUGAUGAUGUGUGGGGUUUUACCGAGGAAUGCAAGAAAGAAAUAGAAACAAUGAAAAAAAAUAAAGUUCAUGAGGACAUUAAUCAUAUUACAUAUUAUGAUCUUUUAACAAGAAACUUACAUACUAUCGCUAUUUAUUUAAAAAAUUAUAAAAUAAAAAAUGCUGUAGAAUCAUUCGGUUACCAAGAUAAGUUUCCAAUAUAUUGUAUGAUGUUGAAAUAUCGUUGUGAGCGAGCUAUAAAACGGAAUGAGCUAUUCGAAAGCGGACCUGGGAUUUCUAUCUUCAACAUUUUUUCAACGUUACCGUAUAUUUGCGUGGAUGAGAUAUUCAGUUACUUAAAUAAUCCAUCCUUACAAGCUUUAUUGAUUGCUGUACAAUUUGUUCAAAAACAAAAAAUUGAUCAUAAAACAAAUACUUCGUCUGAUGUUCAAAAAAUUACCUGUGAUUCACCAAAUAAAAAAAUUCGUAUGUGAUAAGAGUUAUCUUCUGAUACAAAAUAGAUAAGAUUUAAUGAAAAAUGAAAAUGAAAAUUUAACACAAUUAUAUUAAUAUUUUUAAUUUAAAUAUUGAACGAAUACAAUCCAUUAUUGAAAUACAAUUACUAUAAUAACAGACUGUAGGUAAAUUUAAUUUGAUAACCAUGUAAGCAAUUUAUGUCAUUUUUCAAUAAUGAUGAAUUAUGACUGAAUGAUAAUUACUAUCUGCAAAGAGAUUAUAAUAUGUGAAAAAUUAGUACAACUUUAUUUUAUUAUUUAUGGUAUGUGAACAAUGGUUAAAUCCUUAUAUUUUUGUAAUU
Molecule: messenger RNA, 3250 nt
Organism: Cotesia glomerata
Lineage: Eukaryota; Metazoa; Arthropoda; Insecta; Hymenoptera; Braconidae
Product: putative ankyrin repeat protein RF_0381
Exons: 2
Coding region: 417-2927 (836 amino acids)
Molecular function (GO): protein binding
Source: RefSeq, a predicted model, not a curated record